Molecule: messenger RNA, 1238 nt
Organism: Formica exsecta
Lineage: Eukaryota; Metazoa; Arthropoda; Insecta; Hymenoptera; Formicidae
Product: chromosome-associated kinesin KIF4-like
Exons: 5
Coding region: 401-1078 (225 amino acids)
Source: RefSeq, a predicted model, not a curated record
CUUCUUCUUCUUCUUCUUCUUUUUAUGGCUGGUUGGGCAUUAGUCGCCCAUACACCAUUAUUUCUUAUGAGUUUGCAAAGAUUAUAUGUUUAGGUUGAGACCUUUAAUACCUUUAAUGUCAUAUCACACAUAUAAAAUACAUGAACGAAGCAUUGACUGCCGAUUGGCUAUAGGAUAGAAAAUCUUUUAUAGAGUUUCAAAAAGUUCUUGCAAUAGCAACCAAUCAGUACAAAGCUCUCAUGCCAUUGGUAACCGCAUAGGAAAUUUCUGAAGUCCAGAAACUUUCCCUAUUCGAUAAUCAAAUCAUGUGCGAGAUAUUCCUUUCUUACAAAAAAAGGAUAUCUCUAGAGAAAGGCAUAUAUAUAUAAAAGGAAACCGCCUGAACCGUUUAAAUCCGUCAAUGUUGGUUGAAUGCGCAAGAAAAAUGAGGAGAACAAGAAAAGCUGAAACUUUAUCUAGCACAAAAAAUAUUGGAACACAAACAGAAUUUGAAAGUUCUGAAAUUGCUAAGUUGCAAGAACAUUUAAAACUUUUACAGUUACAAAUUGAUAAUCUAACGCAACAUACGAAAACAUCUGACAAAUUUAAUGAUUCUACACAAUACAAACAAUUUUAUACGCCAGAAAUUAAAAGCAAUAUUAAGAAAUGUAACUGUAAAGGUAAUUGUUCUUCACGUAUAUGUGGAUGCGUGAAGAGAAACAAUAUUUGCAAUUCUUCAUGUAGUUGCAAAUACAAUACAUGCCAAAACCAGAAAUCAGAAAAUGAUGAAAAUGACACUAAAAAUAAUAUAGAUGAAGCUGUAGAAACAAGUAAAAACUUUCAAACAAACAAUGAAAAUUUGAUGGCAAUGGUUGAUUUUAGGAAGCCACGACGAUUGUUAGAAGCAUCUUUAUAUGAUAUAAAAAUCGAAAAAAAUAAUACUGAGACCCACCAAGGAGAGUCAUCUUUUCAAGAUAUAAAGGAAGAAGAAGUUGAUUGGCAACAACACAUUGCACAACUUAUCCGUUGCAAAAAAUGUAAGAGGACCUUUAUGCCACAUCGCAUCCAGAAACAUGAAGCAUGCUGUAAAGGGAUUUAAAAGAAUAUUCUGCAAAAUAAUUCUGAUUGUAUAAGAGUGUAUCAGAUUUUAAAGAUUAACUCUCAUGUAAAUAAAUAAAAUAUAUUUUAUGGUUUGAUUAAAACAAUGAUAUAUGUACUAACAAUGGUAAAAAUGACAAAUAUAUAAAUAUACAAAAAGA